Molecule: messenger RNA, 2028 nt
Organism: Alternaria arborescens
Lineage: Eukaryota; Fungi; Ascomycota; Dothideomycetes; Pleosporales; Pleosporaceae
Exons: 2
Coding region: 1-2028 (675 amino acids)
Source: RefSeq, a predicted model, not a curated record
AUGGAAGAUACUCAGAGUCUCCAUCGCGAGGCAGGCCAGUCUACAUUGUCAUUCCAUGUCGAACCCAAACACGAGUUAGUAACAACAGCGACGCCUCUUCUUGACCUCAACGAUGCAACUCUUAUGCCACAAGGCUGGCCAACAUCGCCAAGCCGUAUCAAGCGUUCUCUGUCUACAAUGCUGCUGAACGGGGCAUUUGACAUUGCUUUAUGCUUGUUCUCGUCAUGCUUCCUUAUCUUUUCGCUGGUAGUCAUGUAUCACGACGACGCUCCGACAAGCGAAAACCCGAUGACUGUCGAUGGCUUAAUAAGAGCCACUAAAUAUAGUCCUACCAUCUUCCCGAUUCUCUUCGCUUCCGUCGUUGGGCGAGCAACCCACGCGAUACUUCUCUGGCGCCUAGAGAAGGGUGAACGGAUCCAGAUACUCGAUUCGUUAGCAACUAGCACAUCCCUCACGAGCACGGUAACAUCACAGAUCCACCUCCGUCAAAUCAACAUCACGAGUGUUUUGCUCGUUAUGUUAUGGGCACUAUCACCUAUUGGCGGUCAAGCAUCGCUCCGACAAAUGUCCAUUGGUACGGUGGGGAAACGCAGUGAUGCGUCAUUCCAAUAUGUUAUACCGACUAGGAAACAGGAUGCCGGGGUUGUGACGGGUACGACCACGACAAAUCUUGUGAUCAGCGCCAUUAUUGGUUCCUCGAGUACGAAAGCCUCUCCGAUCGAUCUAUGGGGCAACGUCAAAAUACCUAAGAUCGAGCACUACGAGAAGACAGCAGAACCAGACAGUGACGGCUGGUUCAAUACCAGGUUAGGUGACGAUGAUUUAGCUACUUAUACGUCUCUCGUGGGUAUUCCCACAGAUGGUGGUCGAGAUGAGACAACUACAACCGACUAUGACUUCCAUAUUCAAACGGAAUAUCUCCACCUAAUAUGCGCGUCCGAUAAAAAAACGGAGAGUGUUAAUGUGCUAAAACUGCCUUCAGGCGUUUCCAACACUACUAGCAAGAACAAGGUCAUAUGGUGGUCAGAGAACGACGUAGUAAACAGAUCGAAAAAAGCGGUCGAGACACUGGAACCGUUCAGUUUCUCUUAUUCCAAGUUAUACUGGAAUGAUCAAAGCAGUGUUUCCUGCUCAACGGAAAACAGUUAUGUAGAAGUUGAGGUUUUUUGCGCUAUGAAUUCGACCUGUCGAGCUGUCAAAGUGCGCCGCUCGCAACUGCCCCAACUCUCACCCGCAUCUACCUUGAUGGACUUAGACCAAGGAUACAAUGCACGUAUGUUCAUGAGUGGCUUCCUUUCGAGUGUAGGCGAACAGGGAGAGUACACUAUUGGGAACAGCGUCCUUGACAGAUACUUGAAGGAUCCCUCUCUUGGGGGGACCGUGUAUCAGAGCAGCAACGAAUCACAGAUCUCUGAUGAGGCUUGGUCUGACAGACUCGGUCACUUGUUAAAUUCGUACUGGACCUGCAUAUAUGGUGUCUACACCAUAACUGGCGGGAUUCACGCCGACACUGCUUACAAUUGGGACGGGAGCUCAAACAUUACAUUUGAGCCGCCCAAAAUCGACCCUGACGGUUCUAACUCCACAGAGAACUAUGGUUGGACAUACGACAACCUUGAAUGGAACAAUCUGAACUACAAAUCGAGGGUGUGGCCAUCACAAGGCAACAAGUACGAACACAUCGAGGUUGUCAAAGCCCAUAUGUCCUGGGCUAUGACACUCGCCAUCGCAUCCCUCGUCCUCAUCGCAUCCAGCUUCGUUCCACCUAUAGUCCGUCACUUCCUCACCACCGGCCCCGAUAUAGCGAUAAAUUUCUCGAGCCUGGCCACGAGGAACAAUUCCUGCGUACCAAUUCCUGCCAGUGGAUCGUAUCUCCCUGCAGCGGACCGGUUCAGGCUGCUUAAGGACCUGAGACUCCGUUUUGCCGAUGCGGAGGGCAAGUCUGACGUCGGAAACCUGGUAAUCGCUGCUCAGGGCGUUGAGAAAGCGGAAUAUUCGAGAGUUCGCAAGGGGCGGUUGUAUGAAUGA